This is a messenger RNA of Acipenser ruthenus (sterlet), 2044 nucleotides long. Its product is annotated as gastrula zinc finger protein XlCGF7.1-like. Gene Ontology annotation, biological process: regulation of transcription by RNA polymerase II. Gene Ontology annotation, molecular function: DNA-binding transcription factor activity; RNA polymerase II cis-regulatory region sequence-specific DNA binding. The transcript has 2 exons. The record is from RefSeq and is a predicted model, not a curated record. NCBI's taxonomy places the organism in Eukaryota, Metazoa, Chordata, Actinopteri, Acipenseriformes, Acipenseridae. The coding region runs from base 219 to 1133 and encodes 304 amino acids.
UGUCGUGAUGCUCGUUUCCGUUUUCGUGUUCCGGAAAAAUACGUUUUUUGGUCUGUUAUUAUUGCGGUUUUUAAUCGUUAUUUUUAAAAUUGUGUUCAUUAUCAAUGACCGAGAACAGUAGAGAUUACAUUUCUGUGUUUUCUUUUAAAUUAAAGCACGCAGAGGGUUCGGAAAAACAAACACACAAGGCACUGGAUUAAACAAAGGCGGGUUUGAAGAUGGAGCCUGUGCCGUUUCCGAAGCCGUCGUCUGUUCAAGAUAAAGAAGAGGCCUGUGAGCCGGAACCGCUCUGUGUUAAAGAAGAGCAGCUGGACCUUGAACUCGACCAGAUUGCAGGGGACAGGAGCGAGCUGGGAUUUGUCCGGGUCAUAGCGACCGAAGAAGAAACUCCGUCCUAUCCCUGUCCUCAGUGUGCAAUCUCCUUCACUGGGGUCCAGCACCUGGAGAAGCACAUUCUGAAGAGGCACCAGGAAUACGCGAGGACACUGAACCUCCGCUCGAUAAAGAAAGACCAGCCAAAGAGACAGAACCCCGCCGGCAAGCCUCCGUACGACUGCGCGGUGUGUGGGAAGACCUUCUCCAAGCUGGGGAACCUCAAGCAGCAUGAACUCAUUCACACGGGCCAGACCCCUUACCGGUGCUCCGACUGCGGGAAGAGCUUCAGGCAGUCCUCCGCCCUUCAGUCCCACCAGCGGGUUCAUACGGGAGAGAAGCCGUAUCACUGCUUGGAAUGCGGGAAGGAUUUCAGGGAGUCCGGGGCGUUGGGCAAACACCAGCGGAUUCACAACGGCGACACCCCUUUUCACUGCAGCGACUGCGGGAAGAGUUUCAGGCACUCCCACAGCCUCAAAUCGCACCUCCGGAUCCACGCGGAGGAGGUGCUGUGCCGCUGUGAGCAGUGCGGGAAGGGGUUCAAGCAGCUGGGUCAGCUGAAAACUCACCAGCGCACUCACACUGGGGAGCGGCCGUAUCACUGCAGCGAGUGCGAGAAGAGCUUCAAGCACUCGCACAAUCUCAAGACGCACCAGCAGAGCCACAGCGGACCGACCCUGUUUCUGUGCGUUGAGUGCGGAAAGGGUUUCAAAGACUUUGAAAGUCUCCAAACCCACCUGAAGACUCAUACCAGAGAGUAAAAACCAGAGCUUGUUCCCACUGCCUAGUGCAGGGGUGGCUAACCCUGCUCCUGGAGAGCCACAAUCCAGCAGGUUUUAUAGGUAACCCUUAAUCAUCAAUUUCUGAAGAAUGUACAUUUAUGAUCAAUUUAGCAAGUUAAUUUGUUCAGUUAAAUCAGGAGUGGUGAGCUCUGGUCCAUGAGAGCUACAGGAUGUUCAGGUUUUAGAUCCAAAUUAUCUCUAAAUUACUUGAACUAAUUGAACAAAUGCUUAACUAGUCAUAACGGAAUUGUUCCAAGUCUUUAGAAAUUGAUUAUUUAAGGGUUAGCUCUAAAACCUGCUGGAUCGUGGCUCUCCAGGACCCAGGUUGGCCACCCCUAGCUUAGUGCGUUCUUGUUGAGCCCGGUAAUAGUUUCUACCAAAGACUUGUUUCAUGAAUAGAAACCUGUGUGUAGAAGACACUUGUUUGAGACGCAGAAAGAAUCAGUAAUUAUUUUUCACAUCUCCAGUUUGUUUUGAGCAGCACUGUGUGCUCACUCAACCUGCCCCGAGAGUGCUUUGCUACCCGUUCUCCAGAGUGAGACCUGAGUGAUCUGCUUACAGAGGGAGGCGAGUGCAAUCACUGGAACAGCAGCGCUCAUCGAGAAUGGGGUUUGUGACAGUGCAAACACAGCUUAAAGGAUUGAAGUCAAUAAGCCCUGGACUUUGACUUAGUCGUGUCUUUCUGAACUGUGGGUAGUAAUGUUUAGUAAAAUAAAAUACCGAUUUAGGAUAGGAUAGCCAAAGAUCCAGAUUCACCAACAUUUCAGUCCAUCGUAGUUUGCCAGUUGUGUUCUCUUGUGCACAGGAAACAACCAACAAACAAAUUAAACCUGUUUUUCAAUAGGUUGACAGUAAAAUUCUUGCAGAAUAAAAUCUGAUUUGUCUCAAGA